Molecule: messenger RNA, 1915 nt
Organism: Miniopterus natalensis
Lineage: Eukaryota; Metazoa; Chordata; Mammalia; Chiroptera; Miniopteridae
Gene: ABTB1
Product: ankyrin repeat and BTB domain containing 1
Cellular component (GO): ubiquitin ligase complex; cytoplasm
Molecular function (GO): protein binding
Source: RefSeq, a predicted model, not a curated record
UACUCACCGCUACCGGGCGGGUCGACGCUCGUCCGCCGCGUCCGCCAUGGAUAUCAGCGACCUCUUCUCCAGCUGCAGGAAGGGGGACGUGGGCCGAGUGCGGUACCUGCUGGAGCAGCGAGAUGUGGAUGUGAAUGUAUGGGACAAGUGGGAUAGCACCCCCUUGUACUAUGCCUGUCUAUGUGGACACGAAGAGCUGGUACUCUACCUUCUGGCCAAUGGAGCCCGCUGUGAGGCCAGCACCUUCCAGGGUGAACGCUGCUUCUAUGGGGCUGCAAGUGAUACCAUCCGCCGGGCCCUGAAGGAUUAUAAGCAAGUGACAGCCUCCUGCAGGAGGCGGGACUACUAUGAGGACUUUCUGCAGCGGCUUCUGGAUCAAGGCAUCUACAGCGACGUGCUCUUUGUGGUGCACGGGAAGCCCUUCCAGGCCCAUCGCUGCAUUCUGGGUGCACGCAGCACCUACUUUGCCAACAUGCUGGACACCAAAUGGAAGGGCAAGAACAUCGUGGUCCUCAAGCACCCACUGAUCAAUCCUGUGGCCUUUGGGGCCCUACUGCAGUACCUGUAUACAGGUGGCCUGGAAGUCGGUGUGGAACACAUCAGUGACUGUGAGCGCCUGGCCAAGCAGUGCCAGUUACUGGAUCUGCUCAAUGACCUGGAGGCCAAAUGCAAGGAAGUGUCUGAGUUCGUGGCAUCCAAGCCAGGCACUCAGGUGAAGGUGCUCAGCAUCAGGCCCCCCUCAGAGGACCCCCGGCUACAGGAAGACCUGGCCCUAUUGGCCGACUGUGCCCUGCCCCCUGAGCUCCGAGGUGAUCUUGGGGAGCUGCCCUUCCCUUUCCCUGAUGGCUUCUACAUCUGUCCUGAUGUUUGUUUCCAAGUGGAGGGUUGCAGCUUCCUCUGCCACAAGGCCUUCUUCUGUGGCCGCAGUGACUACUUCCGGGCCCUGCUGGAUGACCACUUCAGAGAGAAUGAAGGGCUUGAGGCCUCUGGCGGCCUCCCAGCCAUCACCCUGCAUGACCUCUCGCCUUACGUCUUCACCCACGUGCUCUACUACAUAUACACCAACCACACUGAGGUGCCACCUGAGGUGGCCUGUGACGUGCUGAGCGUGGCUGACAUGUACCUGUUGCCGGGCCUGAAACGACUGUGUGGCCGCAGUCUGGCCCAGCUGCUGGAUGAAGACAGCGUGGUAGGCUUGUGGCGUGUGGCGAAGCUGUUCCGCCUGGCACGCCUUGAGGACCAGUGCACUGAGUACAUGGCCAAGGUUAUCGAGAAGCUGGUGGAGCGGGAGGACUUCUCGGAAGCCGUGAAGGAGGAAGCAGCAUCUGUGGCAGCCCGGCAGGAGCAGGACUCCAUCCCACUGGUAGAUGACAUCCGCUUCCACAUGACCAGCAGGGCGCAGACCUAUAGCAACAUUGAGGAGAUGGAGCGGCGGCUACAUGCACUCGAGAAUCUGCUGGUGUCCAUUGGCCUUGACUGUUGACCAGACACUGGGCCAGGGGCUCCCUAUGAACUGCACAUAUGGUUUGGUCAACCAUGUGCUUCAUCAUGUGCUCCUUGCACCCCACAGGGCAUCAUGGUGGGUAGGAGAGGCUCAUUGGGGCUCCCUAUCCUGUUGUGCUUGGAGGCCCCAGGGAGGGUCACGUAGGGAUGAGUUUUCCUCCCCCAGUGCACAAACCAGCCCCCAAGGCCUUGGGGCUGGGCACCACUCAGGGAAACCUGGGGUGGGAUCACUUAGCCUCCUUUCCUAGGACCCCCUCCCACCCCGCUCUGGCUCUCCCUGGCUGCUUGCUUCUUAAAACCAAGCCACCUUCUCAUAGGUACAGAGAUGGCCAGGGGAGGGAGCAGGAGAGUCUAUGUGGCAAUAAAGCUUGACUUCACUGGGAACCUGAGUGCCCAGGAGUGGCAUGGGGAU